AUGAGAGAGACAGGUUUCUCCAGCACCAACGUCAAGAACAACUUAGAGGACUCGUCAACGUCCUCCGUUUUCCAGUGUUACAGCAGCUCUGCCAACUCUUCCUCUCCCCCAAUCUGCGAGCGGACCAAGCAGGUUUUGGCUGAUGAUGUCGUGACAAAUCCUGAAAAGAUGGCAGAUUGGUUUUCGCAGCAGGAGAUAGUUUCUCUGUACCAGCGGUUCUGCCAGCUCGAUCGCAGCGGCGGAGGUUUCAUCUCCUCCGAUGAGUUCUUGUCCGUUCCCGAAUUCGCCGUCAAUCCUCUCUCUCAGAGGUUGCUGAAGAUAUUGGAUGGAUUGAACUUUAAGGAAUUCGUAUUAUUCUUAUCAGCAUUCAGUUCUCGUGCAAGCUUGCAGCAGAAAAUCGAGUUUAUUUUUAAGGUAUAUGAUUCAGACGGCAAUGGGAAAGUCGCAUUCAGCGACAUGUUGGAUGUUUUGCGGGAUUUGACGGGGCAGUUCAUAUCUGAGCAACAGAGGGAGUUACCUGGUAUACAGCAAGUAUUGACGCAUGUCAUUGAGGAAUCCGGCUACACAAAGGAUUCAUUGUUAAGCAUAUUGGACUUUGUGAAGACUCUUGGCAACUCUGAUUUGAAGAUGGAGGUCGAGGUUCCGGUGGAUUGA
This is a messenger RNA of Malus domestica (apple), 654 nucleotides long. NCBI's taxonomy places the organism in Eukaryota, Viridiplantae, Streptophyta, Magnoliopsida, Rosales, Rosaceae. The record is from RefSeq and is a predicted model, not a curated record.